AGCUUGCGAUUUUUUCGUCUUAAAAGUUGGCAGCACUGAUUAGUGCUUCAGUUCAAGAUGGCGAACGAUGCGAGCAAGCUACUACUAUCUUCACAUCAAGAAAAAACCAGUCAUUAUACUUACCUAAAGGAAUUCCGCGUGGAGCAAUGCCAGUCGUUCCUGCAGCACAAAUGCAACCAGCAUCGCCCCUUCGUUUGCUUCAACUGGCAUUUUCAAAAUCAGCGUCGUCGGCGGCCUGUACGUAAACGCGAUGGAACAUUUAAUUACAGUGCGGAUAAUUAUUGCACCAAAUAUGAUGAGACUACUGGAAUCUGUCCCGAAGGCGAUGAAUGCCCCUUUCUGCACCGCACAGCCGGUGACACGGAGCGUCGAUAUCAUUUACGUUACUACAAGACAUGCAUGUGUGUGCACGACACGGACAGUCGGGGAUACUGUGUCAAAAAUGGCCUACAUUGCGCUUUCGCUCAUGGCAUGCAGGAUCAACGUCCUCCUGUGUAUGACAUCAAGGAGCUGGAGACACUACAGAAUUCGGAUAUAACGUUGGAUGGCACCAAUGCACAAAAUGCACUUGACAAGGAGCGCAACCUUAUGAACGAGGAUCCAAAGUGGCAGGACACUAACUAUGUGCUGGCCAACUAUAAAACCGAGCCGUGCAAGCGUCCGCCGCGACUCUGUCGCCAAGGAUAUGCCUGUCCACAGUAUCACAACAGCAAGGAUAAGCGUCGCUCGCCCAGAAAGUACAAAUACAGAUCCACACCAUGUCCGAAUGUUAAGCACGGCGAGGAAUGGGGCGAACCGGGUAAUUGUGAGUCCGGUGACAAUUGCCAGUACUGUCAUACACGCACCGAGCAACAGUUUCAUCCGGAAAUCUACAAGUCCACCAAAUGCAACGAUGUCCAACAGGCUGGCUACUGUCCACGCAGCGUUUUCUGCGCUUUUGCGCAUGUGGAACCUUAUGUGGUCAGCGAGCAGAAGAUGCGUGAUCAUGAAUUCGCUUUAACCGAGCUCAUUUCCAAUGGCUUGUCCGAUUUGAAGGUACAGGAUGAGGUCGGUAAUGGCAAGCUGCCACCAGGACUCCUGCAGCUGAACAAUAACUUAUUAAAUGAUAUUGAUGGUAAUAAUACCAACAAAAUGUUGGUUGAUGCUUUGGAAAAUACAACAAAUUCCAGCAAAAUCCUAAAUAUCUCACUACCAAUGGACAGCAUUCCCUGUACAUUGGAUGAUCCACGCGAGAACUCGCUAUCGGCAAGUCUGGUCAAUACUAGUUUAUUAACACGUUCCUCGGCGCCAAUUAACAUUCCUAAUACGACACUAAGUAACUCUAUUAACGACUUUAACUCAGGUGGUUUUGCCGUCAACAUUCCCAGCAGCUCGCUCACCUAUAGUCCAACAAAUCAUGCCAAUCUUUUCAAUGUGUAUGGCGGAUCCAAUAAACUAAGCAAUUCUCUGUCGGCAGCCACACAGAAUGAUAGUAAUAGCAUUUUCUUUCCAUCGCGCAUUAUUUCUCCUGGCUUUGGCGAUGGUUUAUCGAUAAGUCCAUCAGUUAGAAUAUCUGAAUUGAACACCAUACGUGAUGACAUUAACAGCAGCUCAGUGGGCAACAGUCUGUUUGAGAACACUCUGAAUACGGCGAAGAAUGCUUUUAGCCUACAAUCUUUGCAAUCGCAAAAUAAUAGUGAUCUGGGUCGCAUGACCAACGAAUUACUUACAAAGAAUGCGCAAAUACAGAAAUUGUCUGUACGUCUGGAGGAGUUAAUGUGUAAGCUUAAAAUUGCCGAACUACAUCGCGACAAGGCCAAGCAGGAAUCACUAGAAUGGAAGGAGCGCCACGAUCUUGUGCAGAUCCAACUCAAUUUACCCGGCGAAUUGCGUGACUUAUCCAUACAGAAACUUAAGCAAUUGCAGUCAAAGCUGCGUACCGAUUUGGAGGAGGUAGAAAAAGUAUUAUAUUUGGAGAAUGCCAAGAAGUGCAUGAAAUGCGAGGAGAAUAAUCGCACCGUUACGCUUGAGCCCUGUAAUCACCUGUCCAUUUGCAAUACUUGCGCUGGCUCGGUUACUGAGUGUCCUUACUGUCAGGUGCCGGUUAUAACAACGCACACAUAGAAUAUGUUUCAACCGCAACAGGACUAUCGUUGGGUCCUCGGGCCGGAUUAAUUGCCCACACUGACAAUGUGCGAUACAAACUAUACUUUAAUCGUAAGCAAAAUGUUUAUCGACUAGCGAAUAUGCCUGCCUGGCAUAUGACAGAGCUUACAUAUAUAUGUGGAUAAUUCAUACUAAUAUAAUUUAUAUUUAUCUAUAUGCAAAUUAAUUAUCAUGGAUAUUAGCAAUUACUAGGCACAAAAUAUGUAAUUCAUUAUUUAUCAAGCUAAUAUGUAUUCGAAUUUGACUCCGUACACUUUUAUUUUGUUUUCGAUAAAAAAUAUCUCUUAUUAUAUUUAAUUUUGUGUUAAUUUUAAUAUUUUAUUUUUUAUUAAAUUUGCUUUCAUCAGUUUCAUUAUGCCCAUGACAUUUUAUUAUGUACAAAUUAAAUUUGAAAUAGUUUCUGUUUUUUGUUUUUGUCGCUUACAAUCACCAUCACUAUUCACUAGAAUUAAUUAUUGAAAAAAAUCCAAUUACAUUUAUAUCAUAAACGGAUACAGAUGAUAUCUUACAGAAUAUUAUAUAAUUUUUUUAGUCACUUUUAGUAACUAAAAUUUUUUAAACUACAACAAAUUGACUAAAACCACCAGUGAUUUUUAUAAGCCGAUAUUCAAACCGCAGUUAAAGAUACAUAUAGUGAAAUGUGACAAAUUUAUUAUUUUUUUUAGAUAUGUUUAAAUUCUGAUGAAACGUAAUUACAAUGAAGUUUCGCAAAUGGAGAGAGCUCUAAGCAAAGAACGAAUUUUAGUGACUUUGACUAGGAUCCCUUGAAUGUAUUGAAAACUAAGUUUUAUUUGAUUUGGCCGCACAAAAUAAUCAUAGCUUAUGAUAGAUAGUUGUUAUAACUAUUCACUUAUUUUUUUUGUAACAUUUUUGCAUUCAAGUAAUAAUUCAACUAUAAUAAUUUGAUAUUGCAUAAAUCGUUUGGUGUAUUUUACUUUUAUACUCUAGUUUACUAUGUGAUUUUGUUAGUGCUUUAAGUACAAUUCUUGCUACAAACAUAUUUUAUAUUUCAAUAUAAACACAUAUAUUUUUUUUCUAUGAAAGGAAAGCUUCCAAUAUAAAAUCGAUCAUCAAACAGUUUAAAAUAAUUUCAAAAAGUCAAAAAUGGUAUAUAAAUGGCCAACAAAUGCGGUACAAGAUGAUUAUAUAUUUAUAUAUACAACAUAAAUGAGUGUGAUGAAUAAGAUUAAACAAUAAUCGUAACACAAGACAGCGAAUACAUAUACAUAAUACAGUCUACAAUGAAUGUUAACCAAAACUAAUGUAAAACCGUCUUCAACAUUUUUGCGCAAAUUAAAAAAAAUUGAACAAAUAAAAUACAAAAGGCUAAUGUAUUGUAGCUUAUGAAAAAAAAAAAAGUUGAGCAUAUAUAUUUAAUAUAAUGAACUCUAAACGUAUUAUUAAUUAUUAAACUAAUGGCAAAUCAAGUUGGAUCACUUAGGGCAUGAAAGUAAACUAUUUAAGCAAGAAUUUCAGAAGCAGAAACUUAGGCAUUUAUUAAAGAUCAUUAAAAAAAUAAAUAAAAUGAAUAUAGGUAUACACAUACAUAUGUAUAGUAAACAAGAUAUGAGAAUAUAUUUUAUAGCUAACUAACUAGGCAGCGCAAAGGCUUUUGUGUGUAUGUAGUAGCCAAAAAAGUAAAUUAUAAAAUUAAAAAAUAAUUAAAUGUGCAUGUUGAUGUGUGUUACAAAUAAACGCUUUAAUAUUAUAGCUCUACUGCAAAAGAAAAAUAUUUAAUUAAAGAAACAAUUUAAAGCAAUUUGCAAUUGAUAAUGAAUUCGAAAGGUUAAGAAACAAGCAUUGAAUAAUUACUAAAUGGUUUUAUAAUGGAGCUGUUGAGUGUUGACGAAAUUCUAAUAGCUGUAAUAAUAGCUCUCUCUAUCACAAACUACCCCUAAACUCUAAAUAUUUGGGCACAACGUAUAUUAAUUAGCAAUAAACACAAUUUAAUUUUUAUCUAGAAGCACAAGCAUUCAAAGAGAAUCAUUUAAUGACAAUUCAAAAGAACAAAUGAAAUUACUAAUAAACUGACAAACUGAGACAUAUACACACACAAUGUAUGAGAAAUGUAUGUAUUUUGUAUACGCUACUGUAAGAGUGAUCUUUAUGUGAUUUUGAAACUACUUGAAUAUGUGAUCCAGAACUAUAUGAAAAAAAAAACAAAACAAAAAAAAUUUAAAAAUAAAACAAAAAAAGAAUGAACAAAAAUAUUUAAAUAAACAUUUGUGAAAGCUCUCGCCAGCAACAACAACAAACAGCUAACAUAUUGUUACCAACUAAACUCGAUGUACAACAAUAAUAAUGAUAAACACAUAUUAAGCUCCAGCUCCAUUUAGAAACAUCAUAAGCAUACAACUGACACACAUUAUUACACACAAAAUGACAAAA
This is a messenger RNA of Drosophila innubila, 4533 nucleotides long. RefSeq names its product RING finger protein unkempt (gene unk). NCBI's taxonomy places the organism in Eukaryota, Metazoa, Arthropoda, Insecta, Diptera, Drosophilidae. The record is from RefSeq and is a predicted model, not a curated record. The transcript has 9 exons. Bases 58 to 2103 code for a protein of 681 amino acids. Gene Ontology annotation, molecular function: metal ion binding.